Botrytis fragariae is the source of this 720-nucleotide messenger RNA. Its product is annotated as putative btb poz domain containing protein. NCBI's taxonomy places the organism in Eukaryota, Fungi, Ascomycota, Leotiomycetes, Helotiales, Sclerotiniaceae. Gene Ontology annotation, molecular function: protein binding. Bases 1 to 720 code for a protein of 239 amino acids. The transcript has 2 exons. The record is from RefSeq and is a predicted model, not a curated record.
AUGGCGGGACGACUAGAUGAGCUUGGAGAUGAGCUUGUCCAUAUCUUUGUUGGACCCGAAAGAAAGAAGUUCUCGGUCCACAAGAAUCUCAUUCGCAGAUCUGGAGAUUUCUUCAAGGCAGCUUUCCAAGACAACGGAUUCAAAGAAGGGGCGGAAAAUAAGAUGGAUCUACCUGAAGAUAAGCCAUAUAUUUUUCAGAAAUUUGUUACCUGGAUGUAUACUGCACAAGUUGGAAGCCAUCAAGACCAAACUGAAGAGGCCGGAGAUGAUUGCAAUCUUGCUAUCAUUGAGCUUUACAUCUUCGCCGACAAGUAUCAGAGUGUGCAGCUAAUGGACUUUGCCAUGGAUUCGCUUCAGAAUUCUCUCAAAAACAACUGCAGUGGCCUUUCGUUCCGAGAAGUUGAGAUGGUCUUUGAAUUUACGAAAUCCAGGUUUAAUCAACCGCUACGACGCUUUGCUAUAUCGAUUAUGGCUUGUACUGUUCUUGACGGCACACUUUGUUCUUCACUUCAGGAAAUGGAAAGGAUAUUCAAAGAGAUUGACGGUGCGCUGAUAGAAACUCUCAAGUGUAUACCUUUGCUCCUAUUAACACAUUCGGGACCUAAAUAUCGUACGGACGAUUCUACAUGCGACGAGGGAUUUGGUAUUUGCAAGUUUCACCAACACAAACUUGAUGCCAUCUGUAACUCGCCACCGAAUAAACCCGUGGGAUUAGUCUAA